UCUCCGAUUUCGACACACGUCCUCUCACUUACAUGUUCCAAGCUUCCAGAGAUCAAAAUAAUAUCCUCAGUCAUGAAGUUCUCUAUGGGAUCGUUAAUGUUGUUCUUCAUGGGAAUGUUAACAAGGACAACCGCUAACCAGGUUGAAACUCGUUUGAAAGCGGAUCUGUUUUCCAGCUAUGACAAGCGUCUUCUUCCUACUCACGACGAGAGUCUCGAGGUCAAUAUCCGAAUGAGUUUGAGUAACCUGAGAGAAAUGGAUUUUUUUCAAGGAUCCAUUAAAAUGAAUUCAUGGUUAAAAAUGUUGUGGAUGGAUUCGCGUUUAGAGUGGGAUCCGGCUGAAUAUGGAAACAUCUCUAUCUUCCGCGUUCAUUCCUCCGAGGUCUUUGUGCCAGACAUCACUCUUUACAACAGCCACUCCCCAAGUAAGGCACUGUCCGAUGAUAUUUCAGCUCUUGUGUACAGCGAUGGUACCGUGUACUAUCUUCCACCCGUGGCUAUUGAAGCAGCAUGCGACCUCGACUUGAAGGACUAUCCCUACGACAGCCACACCUGCCGCCUAAAAUUGGGAUCAUGGGUGUUUGACAGCAUGAGAAUAUCUGUUACGCCAGCGUCGGAUACGAUUGAUCUGGAAGAUUACAAUGCCCACCCUGUGUGGGAACUCGUAAACACAUCAGCCGUUAAGAACGUCGUCAGGUAUCCAUGUUGCAAAGAAGUUUACGAGGACAUCUCAUUCCAUCUGACCGUCCGACGACGAGAUAGUCACGGUCGUAUUGCCUCCGCCGUGAUCGCCACCUGGCUUAUCCUCGUCGUCUUCCUGAUUGGGCCGUCGUCGGCUGGAGAACGAAUCAUCUUUGCGGGCUUCGUCUUUGUCGCUUUGGUGGUGUUGUCGGCAGCGCUGAGUGCAGAGGUCCCCGCCUACUCGAUGACCAGACUUGGUCGGUUCCUCAUCGGUGGGAUGCUCAUCAACGCCGUCGUCAUCAUCAUCAACGGCCUCAUCUACCGCUUCUACCCCAAGGAUCAACCAGGACACAUGAAGGAGGGAGACGGGACUAUUUCUCGCGUGUUCCUCUUCAUUGAUAUCGGUGCAUUCCUGGGGACCACCAUCAUCCUCGCGAUAACAACGGGCGCCCUCUUCGCCUAAGACAAGGAAUUUCUGCUUUAAGCCAUCAACUCAUAUGUUAAGAGCCGGUAUGACAAAAUAAAUAACAAUAAUGAUAAUGAUGAAAAUCAUAGUACUGAAAAAAAAAUUGCUACUCUUACUCUGGCAUUUUAUGGAUUCAAUUCCUGCCGGGUACCCAUUUACUUCACCUGGGUUGAGUGUGGCAAAUGUCGAUCAUCAUCUUGCCAAAUGACGUCCGUUCCUGGCCAGGAUUCGAAUCCCCUAACCCUGUGGUUCACAGGUUGGAGACUUAUCAACAAGACCGCAAUACCUCUACAGCGAUAAUGAUAACCAUCAUUAUAAAACCUGUCUGUGUAGAAAAUGAAAUGGAUCUGAGAGAAUCAGUGCUGAUGUUGCUAUCGCCACGAUCAUCAGCGGAAAUGUAAACCAAACCACAAAGAUUAAAAAUGGCUGCAAGCUAGGAAGGUUCCCAAAUAUGCUUAUAAUGUCAUACUAGAACCACAUGUUCCCGAAAAGAA
Molecule: messenger RNA, 1640 nt
Organism: Strongylocentrotus purpuratus (purple sea urchin)
Lineage: Eukaryota; Metazoa; Echinodermata; Echinoidea; Camarodonta; Strongylocentrotidae
Product: neuronal acetylcholine receptor subunit alpha-2
Exons: 8
Coding region: 73-1143 (356 amino acids)
Biological process (GO): monoatomic ion transmembrane transport; signal transduction; chemical synaptic transmission
Cellular component (GO): neuron projection; membrane; synapse
Molecular function (GO): extracellular ligand-gated monoatomic ion channel activity; neurotransmitter receptor activity; transmembrane signaling receptor activity
Source: RefSeq, a predicted model, not a curated record